UUGGUGACCGCGGUGCGGUGGAAGAAUCGAUCAGCUUUCGUCGCCAUUGCAAAGCAGGGCGCCGCGUCGACUCUACCGCGUCUAGUUAUGGAGAUCUAUAUUUUCUUCAUGCAGGACGAAUCAAUGUGACACAACGUAACGCGUCUUUUGGCUUUUGUAAACAGGGGGCGGGCUCAGGUGGGCCUAACCUGCACCUGCGCAGCCAAUCGGGGGCCGCCGUCGCGCGCCUCCCCUCCCUCCUCGACGAUCGUCAUUGGCUCGGCGCCGCGUCGCUUUUCCGCAUCGAGGCGACGCGAGGGCGAGGGAAGGAGAAGACGAUUAACGCUGUCGACGGUGACUUUGUGCUCGGCCGACUGACAUCCGCCGCCAACCCCCCGCCCCCCGCCCCCCUCCCCCGAGCGCGAAGGAGCGCGCAGAGCGGCGUUCAUGCGCGUGGAGCGCCCAUCCGCGCCGAGCCGCGCGUCCUUUCAGCACCGGACAGCGAUCGGCAGGUGGGCUGCUGACGUUUCGCACCGACAACCGCGCCGAUGCUUGACGCCGACGAGGGCGCUUCCUUCGCGCGGCCUUUCGGAGGCGGAAUGCAGACGUGUUUGAUUCAUGCAAAGAUGGAAGAGCUUCAUCCGGCAAAUGCCCUUGAAUAGACAGGCCUCUCUCUCUCUCUCUCUCUCUCUCUCGCGCGCGCGCGCGUGUGUGUGCGUGUGUGUGUGUUGGUGUCCUCCCUCCCUUCUUCUUCUCGUCGCCCGUCGUCCCGUCUCUUGUCUCGGGGCAAUGCGUGGAUAGAUGACUUGGCUACAUCAACAAGCACCGCGGCAUCUUGGACUAAUAUAGCAGCGUCACAUCCCCUCCUCUCUCUCUCUCUCUCUCUCUCUCGCUCUCUUUCUUUCUUUCUGUCUUUCUGUCUCCCCCUCCCUGCCUCUCUCUCGCUCUCUUCCUCCCUCCAAUCGCCGAGCCCUCCGUCCAAAGGCACCAUGGGAAACCGCGGCAUGGAGGAGCUGAUCCCGCUGGUCAACAAGCUGCAGGAUGCGUUCAGCUCCAUCGGCCAGGCCUGCAACCUGGACCUGCCGCAAAUCGCGGUGGUGGGCGGCCAGAGCGCAGGGAAAAGCUCCGUGCUGGAGAACUUUGUGGGCAGGGACUUUCUGCCCCGCGGGUCUGGAAUCGUCACUCGCAGGCCCCUGGUUCUGCAGCUUAUCAGCGCCACCGCAGGUGGGCUCGCACACGUCGUUCGCACGCCCACACGAGCCGCCGGCGCGCUCCCAAAUGGCAAAAAUGCACGCACUUCAUUUGAAAUGGCGCUGUUUUCAUUGCACUCCGGCAUUCUGUCCGUCUCACACAUCGCCAGCAAACUCUCUUGCGUGUUCUUCAUCUCCGCAGAAUGGGCCGAAUUUCUCCACUGCAAAGGGAAGAAGUUCACAGAUUUCGAUGAGGUUCGCCAGGAGAUCGAAGCCGAGACGGACCGCGUCACCGGCGCCAACAAAGGCAUAUCUCCUGUCCCCAUCAACUUACGCGUGUAUUCCCCAAAUGUGCUGAACUUGACGCUCAUCGACUUGCCGGGGAUCACCAAGGUGCCGGUCGGAGACCAGCCCGUUGACAUCGAGCAGCAAAUCCGGGACAUGAUCAUGCAGUUCAUCACCAGGGAGAGCUGCCUGAUCCUGGCCGUCACGCCGGCCAACACCGACCUCGCCAACUCGGACGCCCUUAAACUGGCGAAGGACGUCGAUCCCCAAGGUCUGAGGACUAUAGGAGUGAUCACCAAACUGGAUUUGAUGGAUGAGGGCACCGAUGCUCGUGACGUGCUGGAGAACAAGCUCCUGCCGCUCAGAAGAGGCUACAUCGGAGUGGUGAACCGCAGUCAGAAGGACAUCGAUGGGAAGAAAGAUAUCAAGGCAGCUCUGGAGGCAGAGAGAAAGUUCUUCUUCUCCCAUCCGGCGUACAGGCACCUGGGGGACAAAAUGGGCACUCCGCACCUGCAGAAAGCGCUCAACCAGCAACUGACCAACCACAUCCGAGACACUCUGCCAGCCUUCCGCAGUAAGCUGCAGUCCCAGCUGUUGGCUCUGGACAAGGAGGCCGAGGAAUACCGGGGAUACCGACCGGAUGACCCGUCCCGCAAAACCAAGCAGCUGCUGCAGAUGGUGCAGCAGUUCUCUGUGGACUUCGAGAAGAGGAUCGAGGGUUCGGGAGACCAGGUGGACACAGUGGAGCUGUCAGGUGGAGCCAAAAUCAAUCGCAUCUUCCAUGAGCGUUUCCCAUUUGAACUGGUCAAGAUGGAGUGCGAUGAGAAGGAGAUGCGUCGUGAGAUCAGUUAUGCCAUUAAGAACAUCCACGGGAUCAGGACAGGGCUGUUCACUCCGGACAUGGCGUUUGAAGCCAUAGUGAAGAAACAGAUCAUCAAGUUAAAGGAGCCCUGUGUCAAGUGUGUGGACAUGGUCAUCCAGGAACUGAUCAACACUGUACGCCAGUGUUCCAACAAGCUGGAAUGUUUCCCAACGCUCCGUGAAGAAACGGAGAGAAUCGUGACUUCUCACAUCCGAGACAGAGAGAGUCGCGCGAAGGAACAGGUUCUGCUGGUGAUAGACAUUCAACUCUCUUACAUCAACACUAACCACGAGGACUUCAUUGGCUUUGCAAACGCCCAGCAGAGGAGCAGUCAGACGAACAAGAGUCAGAGCUCAGCAACCAAUCAGGUCAUCCGCAAAGGCUGGCUGACCAUAAACAACAUCAGCAUCAUGAAGGGAGGAGCCAAGGAGUACUGGUUUGUCCUCACUGCUGAGAGCCUUUCCUGGUUCAAGGAUGAUGAGGAGAAAGAGAAGAAGUACAUGCUCCCUCUGGACAACCUGAAAGUCCGCGACGUCGAGAAGAGUUUCAUGUCCAGCAAGCACAUAUUCUGCAUUUUUAAUACAGAGUCAAGGAAUGUGUAUAAGGACAAUCGCACUCUGGAAUUGGCUUGCGACUCACAGGACGAUGUGGACAGCUGGAAGUCUUCUCUGCUCCGUGCCGGGGUCUACCCUGAGAAGACCACCACGGUUGAGAGUGAGUCCUCCACUACCACCUCGGAUAACUUUUCCAUGGACCCCCAGCUGGAGCGUAAAGUGGAAACUAUCCGUAACCUGGUCGACUCCUACAUGGCUAUCGUCAACAAGUGCAUCCGGGAUCUCAUGCCCAAGGCCAUCAUGCAUCUCAUGAUCAAUAACGUCAAGGAGUUUAUCAACGCAGAGCUGCUGGCCCAGUUGUACUCGGCAGGCGACCAGAACGCCCUGAUGGAUGAGUCCCAGGAGCAGGCUCAGAGGAGGGACGAGGUGCUGAGGACCCACCAGGCCCUAAAAGAGGCCUUGGCUAUCAUCGGGGAUAUCUCAACCACCACCAUCACUGUCCCUUUGCCACCGCCCGUCGACAACUCCUGGGUCGGGGGAUCAAGCGGCGGUCGCAGGUCUCCUCCUCCAAGUCCCACCGCCCCGAGGAGGAUGUCUGCAGGCCAGCGCCCAGCCCCUCGAGGAGCCCCGCCACCGCCGAACCGUCCGGGUCCCCUGGGGCCCUUCAAUAACAGCGCCGAGAGUCCCCAGGCCCCGAGCCGCCCGAACCGGGCCCCUCCGAGCAUCCCCAGCCGACGACCACCACCAUCUCCGACAAGACAAGCGCCGCCAUAAUCAUCCGAAGGGGCCGCUCGUCUUCUUCUUCUUCUUUCUCUCUUUAGCCAUGGCUCCGCUGCCCUCUUCUCUGCUUAGUGCAAAUCGUGUCCCCUUGACCCGCAAUCUCCUGCCAGUUGCCCAUGUCCAUAUAUCUAUGUACAGUAUUGUACUUGUCUUGUGGUGUACGCGUAUGUGCGCUUGUUGCUCGCCUGUGGUCCGGAUAAGCUUCGGCAGAACCACAUCCGAGUAUCAGUCACCGAUCCCGUUUUCCCCUCAACCCCUCGCCAAGUCAGCCACGGCCAGAACUUGCUGCUUCGACGGGAAAAUAUGCCCAGCCGAUGGGCUGCCGUCUUCAUUCCAAAAUGCAGCGUGACGGAUCAGCUGCUUUUAAUGCAUGGGAGUGUAUGUGUGCGAAGAUGUUUUGCGUGAAUGGGGGAGGAACUCAUUUGCCUAUACGUACACUCCAAUUCCUUUAGGAUUCAUUUAUUGUACAACCCUCUCGUAAGUGUUCGUUAUCAGCCUAUUGUCCUCGAUAGGAACACAAGUUGUAUCUUAGUGCGUGUAUGUGUGUAAACAUGCGUUUGCGUGCAAGUAAUACUGUGUAGGCGUGCACGAGUGUGCGAGAAGACGUCCAGUAUGCAUACGCAGUCUGUCUGCACGUUUGUUGCCGUUUCCGUUGUAUUUGUUUUCACGUCGAAAGCUGUUAACGACGAGUCCUAAACCCUCGGGGCGGAAAUUGACUAUUGGACUUCGGCGAGAUGUUUUAUGUGUCGUAGUAGCAGCCGUACACACGUAGCGAGGCCGAGGAGCACCAUCAGUAUUCUCUAUUGGAAACGGCCUCAAUACUACAUUUAACCUCGUCGUAUCGGUCCACCUGUGCCGUAUCAAUGGUCAAAGUUGUGACCCCUGACGCCUUAAGCUCAGAUUCAGAUGCUGACUGACGGCUGUUGCGGCCGGAACACUCUUCGAUGUGGUCCUGUGGCCAUUUCACAUCUUUCCUUUUAGCCCUGAUCUCAGGUUUUAAAAACACGCUACCACCUUAAUGCACGUGAAAGACUUUAUUUAUUCGACUCCCGUAGUUUUUCUUUUCAUCGCACGCUCGUCAUUUCAGUCAGUCAGCAUCUGCGUUGGAUCUUAAGCAGCUAUUGUCAGUGUUCGAGUGCUUCUCUGUCACUUUGUUCGUGUGUUUAUGGUCCUAAACUGUGUUCUGGUUCUCCUGUAUAUAGGUAUCAAAUAAGGAAAUACUGUACCUGUGGACUAUUAAGACCUCACGAUGCAUCUUAGCGCUUUAAUGGUUCUCAGUCUAGUCACUCAACAUCUCAUUUAGACUGCCUUACCGGCAUGAAUUACAAUUCUGUAUUGCCAAAGCGAAAUAUGUAGAGAGAAUUGCAGAGUAUGACAAGAAAACUGAAGAACAACAAUCGAAUGAUUCCAUUUGUAGUACGAUGUUUGUCAAAGAACAAAAUGGGAAAUUGCAUCUAUUGUUAUUUUCGGUGUCUCUGUAUUGUUCCUCAAUAAUAAUAAUACGAAUAAAAAGUCUUACUUCUCAA
Phycodurus eques (leafy seadragon) is the source of this 5176-nucleotide messenger RNA. It is a transcript of the gene dnm3b, whose product is annotated as dynamin 3b. Gene Ontology annotation, cellular component: membrane; cytoplasm; microtubule. Bases 969 to 3644 code for a protein of 891 amino acids. Lineage: Eukaryota; Metazoa; Chordata; Actinopteri; Syngnathiformes; Syngnathidae. The transcript is spliced from 20 exons. Gene Ontology annotation, molecular function: GTP binding; GTPase activity; microtubule binding. The record is from RefSeq and is a predicted model, not a curated record.